CAGAGCAUCUUGACCAUUGGCAGCAGGUUUCAGCUCCAGCGCGCACAUGGCAAAAGGAUGGAGAGGAAGGGUUUGAGGAGGAGGCCUUGGAAAGUGAUAAGCCCGCACGGUUGUGCAGGACAUGUAUAGGUUGACAGGAAAUGAUUAUGUUUUCUUCUGCUCUAGAAAUCACAGUAAGUACGCAGGCACCUUCAACGUGUCGUGGCGAUAUAUGAAUGCAGGCAUAAUAAAACAAAAUGUACUGGGUGCCAUGCGCAUAAAAAACAUGCACUGAGUGAGGCCUUAGCUGUGUGCCACUGGAUUUUACGCAAAAAUGUGUAAUAGGUUAUGACGCAAGAGCUUCUGAUGCGUUUCCAUGCAAUUCCUGCGCAACCGUGCGUCUCUAACUUCGCUCUAAUGAGGCGGUUUGGUGUGUUCUGUCUGUAACUCCACAGGAAUGACCUGAUGACAGGUGUCUACCUAAUUUAGUGUUCUGACUUUGACACUGAUGCACGCACGCUUAGAACCUGCCUCAGAAAAAACAACAACAACAAAACACAAACGUGGCUCAGCCCGUAUAUACCAGACUCAAAUCUCAACACAUCACGCGAGACAACUCCUCACUGGAAGUGUGAAACACGGCACUGUGAAAGUUUCAAUAAGAUCACAUUCUGGGUAAUAAAUUGGGAAAUACUGCGGCAAUUACUCCUCGGGAAUGUAGCGCGCGCACAAGCAGCUGAUUUACCACAACACAGUCUGUAAUUCAAGCGGCCGCUGGCAACAUUUGUGCCUCUUGUAUCAACGCUGUGUAAUUCCAUCAAUUAAAUUCUGGUAAUGGCAUUCUCUUUUUUGUAUCUAGAGAAUGAGAGCACCACUGAAACAGUCUGAUAUUGCGAGAAUCAGAAGAUGAACUUCCAUUUUCUAGCUGUCUACCUGCUCCACCCUCAGUGAUUGGUGGGUUCAGGCCUUUAUGUGGAACUGGGUUUAAACUGAGUCUUUUUUUGGGGUCUAAUCGCUGCACUUCAGGCCAUCUUGCUUUUUACGAGCCCCGGCUGUUCUACAAGGCCGAGCUUAACCUUCUCUCACAACUUAUCCCUCGUUAGAAGAACCCUCCCUCCGUACCUUUGCUAAAACAGGCAGGGAGGAUCAGCAGCCGUAUGGAAAACAGGGCGAAAAUGGCAAUUAAAUACCGGCCGAGAAUGAGGCGUUUACGGCCUCCGGUCGCGCAAAAGGGCGCGUCGUAAAAAGAAAAAGAAAAAAAAGAAGCCCUCCGUUCUGUCUCUAUCUGCCGCGAGGACGUAAACAAGCAAACAUGGCCCCCUCCGCUUUAUGGAGCCUCAUAGUUUGUUAAAGCGUUUACAGCCACUUUGUCCUGGGAUAUUACCCUCCCUAGUCCUCCUUACGUGUUUAUGGGGAGCAUAUUUAUGAAAGUUUACCAUAAUCGGGAAGCAGCGGCUCGCAGCUGACCAGCAGCAGCAGAAGCAUCCAUGAAUGUAAGAGAGGCUCUCACAACUAAAUUUGGGGGCUUUUAAAAACCUCAAUUACAUUUAUAGUCGGGCACUUGUUAAAAGCCACAUCAUUUAGAGAGUCGUCUACAACCAUGUCUACUCUCUCUUUCUCUCUAGGAUCCUCAGUCCUCCACCUCCUCCCCCCCUUCAUAUCCCCAUGUUGCGUGACAUUUUGGGCCUCAUUCCCAUGCAGCCUCGCUCUCGUCUUAUAGGAUGCGGGGAGACAUGUGAAGCAGCAAUUAAUGAGAUAGAGGGAGAGGAAGAAGCGAUGGAAACACCUCCAUUGCCUCAAUCUCAGCUUUUAAGUUUAGAAAAAAAACAAUAAAAAUGCCCCCUUUUGUUUGGGUUGGAAAGAGUUAUUGCUGUGUGCACGUGCAUGUGUGCGUGCGCGCGUGCUUAUGUACAUUUGAUCACAUGCGAAGCCGCGGAACUCUCAUCAUGCAUCCAAUCCAACCCCCAAUCUCUCUUUCUUUUUCUUUUUUCUCCUCCUCCUUCUUCUCCUCUGAGUCUCUCCAUCCUUCACUCCCGUUGCACUAUCACAGGCGCGCGCGCGACGCCGAGGGAGAAUCUCAUCUAAGCGUCCAACACAGGCGCGUGUGGCCAGAGGCGUAAAGAAGAAGAAGAAAAAAAAAACAGAAAAAGAAAAAGUGUAAUGGGUUCUCUGUGUGUGUGUGUGUGUGUGUGUGUGUGUGUGUGUGUGCGCGUGCUGGUGCGCGGAAAAAGCCAAUGGGAUGAAGAGCUGAUAAUAGAUGCAAAUUAUCCCUGAAUCCGACUCACACACACACACACACACACACACACACACACACUAGGACCAGGAGGAGAGAGAGAUAGAGAGGGGGGGUUGCUCACCACACAGAGGGAGAGAGAGGAAAGGAGAACAAGAGGGCGAGAGAGAGAGAAACAGAGCGAGAGAGAGAGAGAGAAAAAAUAUGAAACAACUCAUUUGCAGAGGAGUAAAUCACGGAAAACCCGUUUGAGAGCGCGACAGGGCUCCCGCUUUACAGCGCUAACACCGGAAUUGUGAUGCGCACGAGCCCUUCCUACUCUACUUUUUCUUCUUCCUCUCCUCUUCCACCUUCUUCCUCUUCUUUUUCUUCUUCUUCUUCUUCUUCUUGUUGUUCUUCUUCCUCGCUGGAGAUUUUAUGGAAUCGGUGUGAUUGUUGUUGUUGUUGUUAUUGUUGUUGUGGUGGUGGUGGUGGUGGUUGUGGUGGCUGCACUGGCUGUGCCGCCGUUUCUGUUACUCACAGCGCUGUUGUGGCCGCGAGAGAGCGGGGAGAAAGACCACAACAACGGUGACCGACACCGGCGGCAGACCUGCCUCACUUUCUCCCAGUCUCCCUCCCCUCCGUCUCCCUCUGUCUCCGUGUGUGUGUCGGUGGUUUUUUUUUUUGCCUCAAACCGCACAACACACGCAAAAAGGGAGGACAAAACAGAACCGAAAGCCGCCGGUCGCUUCCUUCAGCCCCGCUGUGACUCUGCCGAGCCGAAUACAAACUGAAACAACAACAGACAACAAGAGAAGAUGAGUUCAUAUUUCGUCAACUCGCUCUUCUCCAAAUAUAAAAGCGGGGACUCGUUACGCCCGAACUACUACGAGUGCGGUUUCGCACAGGACUUGGCCGGCAGCCGGCCCACCGUUGUGUACGGCCCGGGCUCCGGCGCUACCUUCCAGCACGCCCCGCAGAUCCAGGACUUCUACCACCACAGCGCCUCCACGCUGCCCAGCAACCCGUAUCAGCAGAGCCCCUGCGCGGUCACAUGCCACGGCGAACCGGGCAACUUCUACGGAUACGACGCCCUGCAGCGACAGACGCUUUUCGGGGCCCAGGACACGGAUCUGGUCCAGUACAGCGACUGUAAGCUCGGGGGCGCACCGGGGAUCGGCGGCGAGGACGCGGAGGGAACCGAGCAGAGCCCCUCACCCACGCAGCUGUUUCCCUGGAUGAGGCCGCAAGCUGCGGGCAGGAGGCGUGGCCGGCAGACCUACAGCCGUUACCAGACCCUGGAGCUGGAGAAGGAGUUCCUAUUCAACCCCUACCUGACCCGGAAGCGCCGCAUCGAGGUGUCGCACGCGCUGGCGCUGACGGAGCGGCAGGUGAAGAUCUGGUUCCAGAACCGCAGGAUGAAGUGGAAGAAGGAGAACAACAAGGACAAGUUCCCCAGCAGCAGGAGCGAGCAGGAGGCGGUGGAGCGGGAAAAGCGGGAGAAGGAACUGCGGGAGGGCAGCGGAAGUGGAGGAGAAGGUGGAGGAGGCGGCGGCAGUGGAGGAGGAAGCUCGGUGGCGGUGGUCGCGGUGGCGGUGGCGGCGGGUCCACUGCAGCCCCCCGCAGUGAUUGAGGAUUGCUGCGAGAAAACCCACAAGCAAAUGUAGGAAGGAAAAUGGUGGA
This is a messenger RNA of Solea solea (common sole), 3877 nucleotides long. RefSeq names its product homeobox protein Hox-B8a. Gene Ontology annotation, cellular component: nucleus. Gene Ontology annotation, biological process: regulation of transcription by RNA polymerase II. NCBI's taxonomy places the organism in Eukaryota, Metazoa, Chordata, Actinopteri, Pleuronectiformes, Soleidae. The transcript has 2 exons. The record is from RefSeq and is a predicted model, not a curated record. Gene Ontology annotation, molecular function: RNA polymerase II transcription regulatory region sequence-specific DNA binding; DNA-binding transcription factor activity, RNA polymerase II-specific. Bases 3013 to 3861 code for a protein of 282 amino acids.